AUGUUGUACCUGACGAAGGUGAUCACCAACGCCUGCCUGGCGGUGGUGAACUGCGGGCUGUGUUUAUCGGCGACGAACCUGGCGAGAAUGAUGCUGGUGAGAGAUUUCAAGAUAUGCCCAGAGGGGUACAUCAUGUGCGAGAAGGAGAAGUGGUACUUCGCAAGCUUCUACUUCACUCUCUUCAUGAGCGCUUUCCUCGGGUGUCUCAUUACGCUAUACUUUAAGAGUUCCAACCGAAGAAAGGCACUCAUGGGAGUGCACUAUCUCUAUAUCAUUGGAAGCUUAUUAACAGUAUAUAGUUCCCCUCACAUAGUUAUAUUUUUAUCCUCUCAAGCGCUUUUUGGACUAGCCAUUGGAGCAUCUGUGGUGAUUGUAUCUUGUUACAUUUUAGAGUACACCCCGAAGGAUCACAAGAAAUACUAUGGGUUCUACAUGCAGAUAUUUUUCGCACUAGGGUUACUGAUUAGUCACCUUUUCGGAGCCAUGUAUGCGAAUAUGCGCUUCUCCAACCCGAAGACGACAUAUUGGGUGUUGACUGUGCUGUAUAAAGUGCACUUGGCGUUACCCUUACUCUUCAGUUUGGUGUCUCUGCUUCUCUUCUCUUUCGUAUUUACUCUGGACACACCACAACAUCUGUACGAAUCAAAGAAAUUUGAAACGUAUGAAAAGUCCAAGACCAAAUUGAACAUAAAAAAUUUUGACGAGACGGAAGAAUAUCACAGAAAUGAAACGACAAAGGAAGUGAGCUUACUAGGAAAGGAUAUGCCAAUAGUGAAUUUUUUUCAAAACGAAGCGUUACGGAAGACUUCCUUUGUAGCGAUGCUGCUCUGUUUUCUUUACUCUCUUAAUGGAUCAUUCCUAUUUUUCAAUUCUAUGUUUUUCUUUUUCAAGGCUUUCUCUAGCACCAAGGCUAAUACAUUUAUCUCAGUUGCCUUUAUGUCUCUUUACCUUAUUAGCUCCAUCGUCUCUACAAGAUUGAUUCAGACAUAUGAGAGGAGGGAUCUCUUAAUUACUGGCCUGGUUGUACAAGGCAUUUCAGCAGCAUGUUUAUUUGGCUCCUACUUCCUUGAUUUUACAAGCCUUCUACACAAAGUUAUGCUGAUUGGUGCGAUCGCUGCCUAUUUUAUCGGCUUGUCCUUAGGGUUUGGACAUAUGAUUUGGAGUCACGUGUUUGAUUCAUUUCCUAAAGAGUGUAAAGUCGUCGCUGCCUUCUUCUCCUACUACGCUCUUUUCCUUGGUGCCUUCUUCAUUUCUGUAGUGUUUGAGUUCAUAAGCAUGAAGCACUACUACUACCUCUUCCUCCUUGGCCUGAUUUCUCUUUCCAUCUCCAUCGUUUGCUUCAACAAGUGCUACACGUACGAAAGGGUGGCCAUCGUUAGGCACGACUCUGUGGAGGAAUAA
This is a messenger RNA of Plasmodium inui San Antonio 1, 1401 nucleotides long. RefSeq lists its product as hypothetical. Bases 1 to 1401 code for a protein of 466 amino acids. NCBI's taxonomy places the organism in Eukaryota, Apicomplexa, Aconoidasida, Haemosporida, Plasmodiidae. The record is from RefSeq and is a predicted model, not a curated record. Gene Ontology annotation, molecular function: hexose transmembrane transporter activity. Gene Ontology annotation, cellular component: membrane. The transcript has a single exon. Gene Ontology annotation, biological process: monosaccharide transmembrane transport.